Aspergillus bombycis is the source of this 672-nucleotide messenger RNA. RefSeq lists its product as uncharacterized. The transcript has a single exon. Bases 1 to 672 code for a protein of 223 amino acids. NCBI's taxonomy places the organism in Eukaryota, Fungi, Ascomycota, Eurotiomycetes, Eurotiales, Aspergillaceae. The record is from RefSeq and is a predicted model, not a curated record.
AUGACAGGGCCAAGGCACCAACGUUACAUAACCAAGGGUAACAACCUGGUCAACUCAGAGAAAUCCACUCUAUACUCUGACGCAGGAGACCAAGCCCUGUAUAAAAUUGUCGAUACGCGCCUCCUCGGCUAUGAGUGGGUGCUUAUAUGGUCUUACGAGAACACCAGCGACAAUGACUACACCCAGAAAAACACAAUUACUACCACGCUGAGAACCAAGACUGGAAAAGAGACUGCUGAGAAUUUCAAAGUGAGCGCGGGAUUCUCGGGCAUGGGCGUUACAGCCACAGCAGAAGCUGGCGUAGAGCACAAGACAUUCACCGAAGAGGAGACGACUUCGACGACUCAACGCGAACAGACGUACACCUUCAAGCCUCAUUCUUCCGAUUUUAUAUACCAGAAGGUGUAUAAUUUCCAAGUGGAUGUAUGGUUCAAACUGGAUGCUUGGAACAAGCACUGGACGGUCGGCAACUGGCAGCGGGACGGAGUCGCACAAGUUUCGUCCGGUAUUGCCAUUUAUGCCAAUGAAUUCGCACAGACAGGCGAGGCAUUGGGCGGCAAAGCGGAUUUAGUGCCGGAGACGGUGCAAAGUGCAGAUGAAAAGACAAACAUUCGGCGGUUCGAGGAUUGCAGCAGCCGUGCCCAGUCGUAUCUUCACGAAAGGGGAGUUUGA